AGAAAAGACACAGCGUAGUCUCAUCAGAGCCAUCAAAAGACAUCAAGAAUCGGUUCAGUCCUAAGUUAUAGAGCCGCGAUACUCGUAUCAUCAGAAUGCCUCCCACUGAUGAAGACAUUGCCUGGUUCCAGUCCACCUUCCAUCCCAUUCCGAAACCCGCCUUACCAGACGACUGCAUAGAGUACUCCAUCUACCUAAUAUCCUCUUCCCUCGAUGCGAGCCACGACUCAGAACUGCGCCUUCGUUUGCGCGAUGUACAGAAAUAUGCCACAGAUCUACACAAACAAUAUCUGAAAGAUUACAUAUGGCAGCGACAAGGGUUCUCUCUUGAACUCAACAAAGAGGAUGGCUUGAGUUUCCUACAAGGUCGGACGGAAUAUGGUGAUUCCGUAGAAGACGAAUGGGUCAUAGUCUGGCUGCUGCGUGAGCUCACCCGCAAAUUUAAUGACAUAUGGGUCAAAGUCACCGACAGCGAUGGCGAGUUUCUUCUUAUUGAAGCAUCCGGCACUCUGCCCGCCUGGUUGGAACCAGACGUCGCAGAAAACCGUGUCUGGAUUAACGAUGGUCAACUCAAGAUCAUCAAGCCGGCAAGCGCCUCGAGAUCCUCAAGACGAACAGAAGAAAAGUUGUCCCUACCACAGGCGCGGGAAAUCUUGCUGAGGGAGCCCAAACGAAUGAUGCACUCGACUAGCAUGGAAGAAGAAGCAUUCUUCCGGCUUCGCAACUAUCCGGCCCAAAUCGCAGACAACAUGCACCACGCAAUGGUAACCAUGCCUCGAAAAGUGGCGUUCCUCCUCCAUCAGAAGCCAGCCUAUAUCUCACCAGCGAUUGAAGCAUUCUACCUCCGAGAUCCUAUCGCGCUUAAGCCGCUGCAGAAGAAGGAAAACAGAGACUCAAUGACAUUUGCUCCACAAGAUCUUGUCACCGUCACCGUCAGAUUCCCCCGCGUCGGUUAUGCUCAGGUCAAGUCGCAGGACUUCCCAACGCCGGCCGUGUUCCAAGAUUCAAUGCCAUCGAGGACAGAUUCGAAAGAGUAUGCGCGCGCGGAAGCUGGCAUGAAAGUCACAUGCGGUUUCGAAAUGCUCCUCACCGACACGCACUACCAGGAUCGACCGGCUGUGCGAGAAAUGAAGAUGCUGUUAGACGACUUGAAGACUGGAGACGAGCAAUUACCCUCUGAUGCUGACGUCGAAGCAUGGGAUCAGCGAGAAGACGACGAAAAGUGGCUUGAUAUCGACUUCGAUGACUUACAGAAAGAGCUGGGUGGGGAGAAGGGCAAGAAAGCCGGGUUCGGAGACAAAGCUACGCAUGAGAAUCUCUCACGAAUCGUAAAGCAAUUUGAGCAGUUCCUGAAUGAUGAUACAGGCGGACCGGAUGGCGCGGGGUUGUUCGGAGAUGACAGCGACGAUGAUCUCGACGACGACGAGGAUGAUGAGGACGACGAUGAAGACGAGGACAAGGACGCCAGCUUCGACGAGGAUGAGUUCUCGAAGAUGAUGCAAGAGAUGAUGGGAAUGCCCCCAGACGUUAUGAAGGAGAUCAUGAAGGGUCAACUCGGACCUGGGGCGGAUGCGAAAGAUCCUUCGCUACGGGCUGGGUUGCGACAGCCGCAGCCACCUGAUGGACCGGGACAUGUCGAGGAAGCAGAAGUCUCGGAUGAGAAUGAUGAGGAUAUGCAGGCUUUCAUGAAGCAGAUGGAAGCCGAAUUACGAAACACCGGUGCUUUGGACCUCGAACCGUCGUCUAGUAAGAAACCUGCUCUCAAGGACACGAAGCACGAUACUGAAGAGGACGUGGAGGAGCUGUCUUCGGAUGAUGAUAUUGAUCACGAAAUCGACGUGAACCUUGCGAAGAAUCUGCUCGAAAGUCUGAGGUCGCAGGCUGGAAUGGCUGGGCCUGGAGGUAAUUUGAUGGGCAUGAUGGGGCUUGAGAUGCCUGAAGACAGCGACGACGACGGUCAGCCUGGACCUAGUCGUGCGGCCGGCAGCAAGGGCAAGAAAUCAAAGUCUUGAAAUGUACAGUGGAAGAAAAUAUUAUGAUA
This is a messenger RNA of Exophiala viscosa, 2041 nucleotides long. RefSeq names its product SGT1 protein-domain-containing protein. The record is from RefSeq and is a predicted model, not a curated record. Gene Ontology annotation, cellular component: nucleus. The coding region runs from base 96 to 2012 and encodes 638 amino acids. Lineage: Eukaryota; Fungi; Ascomycota; Eurotiomycetes; Chaetothyriales; Herpotrichiellaceae. The transcript has 2 exons.